This is a messenger RNA of Rhincodon typus (whale shark), 4930 nucleotides long. RefSeq names its product zinc finger protein 271-like. The record is from RefSeq and is a predicted model, not a curated record. Gene Ontology annotation, cellular component: nucleus. Bases 685 to 1200 code for a protein of 171 amino acids. Gene Ontology annotation, biological process: regulation of transcription by RNA polymerase II. Gene Ontology annotation, molecular function: DNA-binding transcription activator activity, RNA polymerase II-specific; RNA polymerase II cis-regulatory region sequence-specific DNA binding. The transcript is spliced from 3 exons. Lineage: Eukaryota; Metazoa; Chordata; Chondrichthyes; Orectolobiformes; Rhincodontidae.
CGACUUGGUGAUGGGAUACUGGCUUCUAUGGUGUUGUCCCAGUGGCGACGAGAGAAAAGCACACUCCUGAAGAAAUUCACUCACAACAGUCAUCUUUGAGUUAGGGGAAGGCUGAAUUGGUGAUCAAGCCACUACCCAAGGCAUCGGGAUCAUGCAUGGAGAGAUAAGUAAAACCUCACAGAUCAUUUGAUAAGAUCAUGUGGGAGUCAAGAAUGUGUGACAUGGUCUUAGGACACUGAUAAGGAUUUCACCAUAAUACACAAGACUGGAUAGCCACCACAGAGAGAUCCUGACCAUUGCCCAAGGAACAACUUUGGGAAGUCAUCUAGUCCCUUCACAGCAUUGCUCAACACAGAAUGUUGGGCAGUGAAACCAUCAUCUGGAAAUUGGUUGGGUCAGGGGAACUUUGACAUAUCACCAGAUCUGCAACUGGUCAGUGGUGUGAAGCCUUCCAUCAGAACCAAUCUUCCUGAAGGUUCAGCUGUACUUGAUCGAAUAGGGUGAGGCUGAGAAGAAGUGUGAGUGGCUCCAAGUGUGGUGAGAGCCUCAAUCAUUCAUUGAGCCUCAUGAACCACUGACUGCUGAAGAACGUGUUGAAAUGUGAGGUAUUUGAGGAGAGCUCCACAAGGUUGCAACAACAUCUAACAUACAAGGUAUUGUGCAAUUGUUAACACGGGCAGCGAUAUGGAAGGGAAACCAUUCAAAUGUGAGGUGUGUGACCGAGCUUUUGCACAGAUGUCAACACUUGUGAAUCACCGACGUAUUCAUACUGGAGAAAAGCCGUUCAAAUGUGAAUUAUGUAAUAGGAGCUUUGCACAGUUAUCUGGUUUAGUGAAUCAUCGCCCUGUUCACACAGGGGAGAAACCAUUUGUUUGUGUAGUUUGCAACAAAUCGUUUUCUCAAUCGUCGACCCUCCUCAUGCACCAACGUGUUCACACGGGGGAGAAACCAUUCAGGUGUGAAGUGUGUGACAAAUCCUUCUCGCAGUUAGGAAAUCUCCGCACUCACCAACGCAUUCACACAAGAGAGAAACCAUUCAUGUGUGAUGUGUGUAUCAAAUCAUUCUCAUAUUUGUCAGCACUCCGCAGACACCAACGCAUUCACACAGGUUCAAAACUGUUUAAAUGUGAGGUGUGUGAUAAAUCAUUCUCAAGGUCCUGGAACCUUCUGCUCCAUCAGAAGAUCCACACAGGAGAGUAACCCUUGAAGUGAGGUUUGAGAUGAACCUUUUAUUAGGACCAUGUGGGACACCACAGGAUUCACAUGGGAAGAAUGACAGGGCUUUCACACAGUCAAGCUGCCUUCUGGUCCAUUAUUGUACUCUCAGAGGGGAGAAACCCUGUCAAUGUGAGUUCUGAAAUAAAGCUUUCACGCAAUUGUUUUACCUUCCGACACACCAGUGAACCCACAAUGGUACGAUCUAGCUAAGUUCUGGCCCAAUCUGUUAUCCGAGUGUUUACCUGUACACAGUCUCACAGUGCAGGGUGUUCAGUGGGACUGGGACACAGAACAAGAAGCAGCUUUCACUCCCAUCAAACACCUAGUGAUGACAUCACCAGUGCUGAGGGAUUAUGAUGUCAACAAUGGAGCCACCCUGCAGUGUGAUGUCAGUGACACAGGACUUGGAGCAACCCCCAUGCAGUGAGGGCAAUCUGUUGUGUUUGUAUCCAAAGUGUUAAGAGCCUGGAUAUUGUCUUUACUUGUGAACUUUUCAAACAACACCUUUUGAGAGAGAAAAUGAUGGUGGGGUCUGACCACAAGCCGAUUGAAAUCAUCCUUCUCAAACCACUUCCACCUGUUCAAAACAUUUAUACCCUAUGUUACUUCAUUUUUAGAGGUAUCACUGGGAGGUGAAGUGCAAACAAAUGAAGCAGAUGUACAUCUCUGACAUGUCUUUGAGAGGUACACACUCUGAAGGAAGGUGAUGCUAAUACACACUGAAAUAUUUCAGAUUCAACAAGAAACAGCAGCUCAAAAUGCUCUGGAAGUCACUAACCAGCAGAGACAAGGCAAGAACUCCCAAUGUGUUCAAUCACCGGAAACUGGAUGUACAACACAGGAUAUGCACUGGUAUCUUUCACAAGAGCUGACAUACUCAACUCUGGAAAUUUUUCAGGGAAUUUGAACUUCUGACAGACAAUUCUCUUGUAUUUCUGGGACCUCUGAAAAUGUUUCCAACUUAUUUAGUUUGAAUCUCCAGACAGUUGCGACAUGCUUAUCUGAGUACUGUUAAACAGGGACAGUUUAACUCGAAUAAGUAAAUAAUUAACCCUUCAAAACUCUCCAUGACUAGUUCCCUCACCCAGUAUCACCAAACUGACCUUCCCUGACCUGGCAACACUCUUGACCCAAUUACCCCCACCAAUUCAUCUAUCCAUUCACCUAUCUCACCUAGCUGCCAGCUUAUCUUCUUAUUUCACCAGUCUUGCCAUCCUACCCACUUACUUCAUCCAUCUGCAUACCAUAUCACCCGACCCCUUCACUCAGUCACCCACUCACUAACAUUUGCAUUGGCCAUUUACCUAUGACAGCUUGUGUUGUAAAAAGGGGCAACUGAUUAUUUUGCUGCUGUCUGUGUGGAUCUUGUGCUGAAGGAAUGGCCAGAAAAAUGGCAUUUGGAUAAGUGAUUCGUUUUCUGUCUAGUUAGUAUUGAGCAUGGGUGUUCCAACCCAGAACAGAAGAUCUGGGCUAUAUCUAGCAGAAGAAUGUAUUACUGACAAAUCAGGCAAAUUACACAAUGAGAUACUACAGGAAGCUGUGGUGAAAGGAAGGCCUGAAACCGUCGAGGAUGCUUCUUUCAUCUUCUCAUCAGAAUUGUUUGUUCCCUCCAAGGAAUACUUCACUGGUGAUUAUUGACCAAGUCUGCCUGCAUUCUUGGCAGCAUUCUAGGCAUUGAAUCACACCAAAUCUGUUGGAUGGUCAGCAAGGCUCUUUUAUUUCCUGUGGUAUUGUUGCAUCGAGAAAAGUGGGAUGGUCAGCCGACACUCAGCUGUUGCAGUAAGAGACUACUGGACAAUGAGAAUCAUAGUAUAGAAGAGGCCCUUUGGUCCAUCAAAUCUGCACCAACAAAAAAACUGCUCUAACCCUAAAUCUACACUAAUCCCACUUUCCAACAUUUGGUCUAUAGCCUUGAAAGUUAUGACAUGUCAAAUGCUCAUCCAGGUACUUUCAAUAUGUGAAAUUUCCUGCCCCAACUACCCUCCCAGGUAGUGCAUUCCAUUCUCUGUGAAAAAUGUUUUCUUUAAAUGCUCUCAAAACGUCCUUUCAGCUUAAAGUUAUACUCCUUUGUUAUUGGCACUUCAACUAAGUGAUUGCCCAAAAUUACCAAAGAUAUAAAAAAGGCAGGAGGAUCAUUAUCCCUAAAGAGAUGAGAAAAAAGAUACUGAAUCACAUUACACACAGACCUGAAACCAUCAAGGGGACACGUGUUGCUGGAAGAGAAUAUUGGAUAAACAGAACUGGAAUGAUUGCCUAAGAUGGCAUCUUGUACAAAGGGAUCUGGGUCAUUGUACCGAAGGAGAUGAGAAAAGUGAUGCUGAAACACAUGUUACACAAACUUUCAAGGAGUCGAGUCUAGUCUGAGGAAGGUAAGAGAAAUGUCGUACUGGUCAAACAUUAGCAGUGAGAUGAAGGAUCACAUCAGCCAGUGCAGUGCUUAGAAUGAACAUCACGCUAAACAAGAUAACAUAACCCAUGACAUCCCAAGCAGCCCAUGGAUGAAGCUUGGAGUAGACCUCUUGACUCUCACUGGAAAUAAUUGUCUUGGCUACUAUUUAGAUGAUGGGGAGUUAAAGCAGCUGACAUCAAUGAGUUCCAGUGAGAUUGUAGAAUGUCUGAAAGCACACUUUAGUCAUCAUGAUGUUUCUGAUGUUAUGAUCAGUGACCAUAACCCCAAUUCACGAGUGAAGAAUUCAGACACUUCUCGAAUGAUUGGGAAAUUCAAUAUCACACAUCAUCUCCAUAAUACCUCCAGUCAAAUGGAAAGGCAUAGAUAGGAGUGAAAAUUAGCAAAUAGAUCAUUAAAAUAUUAACUAGAUCCAGCAGAUACGUGUACCGUUUGAUCAUAGAAUAGAGAAACACAUGUACUGAAGGCAUGGAAAGUUGUCAUACCAGCGAUAAUGUCAUGACACACCAACACUAAAUCAACAGUUUAUAUACUAUUCAAGCCAGAAAUAGUAAUAGCAGUGAGUGAGCAGAUCAAUGUGAAAUGGCAGAAAGCCAAAUGCCACUUUAAUACAUCUUCCAAAUUGUUGUCAAUGCUGAGAGUUGGAGACCCAGUCAGAGUUCAAUAUGUCAGAGUCAAAUAUUCAACAUACUUAAUAAAAGUUAAGUAACUUGAGACCUAUGUAGUAAGAUUGUCACCUUCAUCAUUCAUGGUAAAAAUGAACAAUUUUCACUAACCCAGAUCUCUUUUGCAACAUUGCAAUCUUCAAUGCUGAGGGCUGAUGAGGCAGAUCUGAUAUCACCAACUGAGCAAGGAACUGAACUCAGUCCCAGAAGUCAACCAUUCCCCAAAAAAUGCAGCAGGUCAGCAAAAAUUACCAGAGCAAAAAACCCUUCCCAGCAGCCUCAUAGAUGUAUGUAUGCCCCAAUAGACUGCAGUGGUUGAGGAAAGCAACUCACCACCUUUUCCAGGGCAAUUAGGGAUUCUGCAUCAAGUGCUGGCCUAGCCAGGGGCAAAAUCAUCCUGUGAACUAGUUUAAAACACCACAACAACAGCAGCAUUUUGCAUCAACAGUCAAUGGAUGAACAGCCAACCACAACUCACCAUUUUAUUGUAAGAAGACCUGAAUUUCAAAAGAUUAUACAUAGAAAGCUGUGUAAUUGUAGAGUCUCUACAGUGUGGAAACAGGCCACUUAGCCUAUCAGGUUCACACCAACCCUCUGAAGGGUAUCCCACCUAACACACCCCUACCCUAUCAUUCUGCAU